Molecule: messenger RNA, 801 nt
Organism: Trichogramma pretiosum
Lineage: Eukaryota; Metazoa; Arthropoda; Insecta; Hymenoptera; Trichogrammatidae
Exons: 1
Coding region: 1-801 (266 amino acids)
Source: RefSeq, a predicted model, not a curated record
AUGGCGAGUGAAAUUUCAACUCGGCACAUCGAGAAGCUGAACACAACCAAUUUUCAAAUGUGGAAAUUUCAGCUUGAAAAUUUGUUUAUUGCUCAAGGCAUAGAGGAUAUUGUAGAUGGUACGAGGGAGAGACCCACUCAAGGCGGAGUCGAGCUGAAAAGUUGGCUUAAAGACGACGCAAAGGCCAAGUUUCUAAUAUCCUCUGCUAUGGAGCCUGAGCAAGUGAGGCACAUCUUAAUUUGUGAAUCAUCAAAAGAGAUGUGGACGAAGCUAAAAGCGAUACACGCUCAGUGCUCGUCGACCCACAAACUCCUGCUCACUCAGAGAUUUCACGAGUAUCGCAUGAGUGCGACAGACUCAGUCGCCACGCACAUCGCCAAAGUGCAAAAUAUGGCACGGCAGCUACUCGACGUGGGAGAAAAUGUCUCCGAUCUCACAAUCACUGCGAAAAUUCUGGCAAGCCUUCCAUCCAAAUACAAAGGAUUUCGCAGUGCAUGGAACAGUGUGGAGCCCUCACGACAAACCGUCGAGUAUUUGCAACAGCGUCUUCUCGAAAAGGAAUCAUUCCUGGAAGGAGAUAUUGAGGAAGAAGCCAAAGCUCUCGCGGCAACAGUGAAAAAGGGUGGGAAGGCAGAUGGCGGAAGCGGCGCUCACAGGAAGAAAGGCAGCAAGCAGCAACACAGGAAAAAUGUGAAGUCUGAGGUUCAAAAGGCAGAUUUUCUUACUAAGCCAUUGCCGAAUGACCGUUUUCAUUUUAUGUGCGAAAGCUUAAAUAUAUGCGAAGUUGAGUUUUCCGACUAA